Molecule: messenger RNA, 4544 nt
Organism: Ochlerotatus camptorhynchus
Lineage: Eukaryota; Metazoa; Arthropoda; Insecta; Diptera; Culicidae
Exons: 10
Coding region: 115-4179 (1354 amino acids)
Cellular component (GO): nucleus
Molecular function (GO): mRNA binding
Source: RefSeq, a predicted model, not a curated record
GUCAUCGGGCUUGGUUUUUUCACAAACUGCAAAGUUUAUCAAAUUUUGUGAACAAAUCUCGAAAUUACGACGGAUUCCUGCAUAAAACUGUAAAAUCUACUUGCAAAGCCUACAAUGGGUGGCAAACCAGAGAACAGCCGAAGCAGCGGCGGCGGUGGGCUCCUUGUUUACGUGGGCAACAUUCCGAAGGCGGCCACCGAAGACCAGCUGCGUAAGUUCUUUCACGAGUGCAAGGGCAUCGUGGAUUUCAGCUUCCGGUUGGACGAUUGCACCUACUGCCCGACCAAGAUUGCCUUCAUGAAGUUCUCCAAUCGGCACGAUGAAAGCAAAGCGUACCGUCUGAAUCAGACGUUCUUCCAGGGUAAGCGGAUCUUCGUCACCAGCGUGGAUUCCGACCGGAACUUUACGCCCCGGUACGCUGUGAUGGUGAAACAAUUGAACGAAUAUGUCACGGAGGAAGACGUUUACGAUCAUUUCAAGAACAUUGGCGCAAUCGAGUGCGUUCAGAAGCCGGCAAUCAACUAUGCGUACGUUUCGUUUGAACGCAGUGAAAGCACCCAGCGUGCAUUGGCCAUAAAGAAUCGCAAUCUGAAGGGAGUGGACAUUGAAGUAUUCCCGGUGAAGAGGAAUAUCAGCAUGAUCAUGGAGAAACCGACGCUUCUGACGUACGCUGACAUCCGAGAUAAGUGUGACGCUUUGGGAUUAAGAUACGAACCAGAAUCAGAAACUCAGACUAAAUUACUUGUCACCAAUAUUCCCCGAAGCGUUCCGGAAGAGGAAGUCCUGGAAUAUCUGAGCAAAUUCGGGAAGGUUGUGGAUUGGGAGAUGCAGAAGUCGCCCAUAUCGGUUCUGACAAACAUUGGCUUUGUGACCUAUAUGAACCCGAAAACAGCUCGCUUCGUUUAUCUGUAUGCUCCGCACAACUUUCAGGGUGUUGCACUGGACAUCUACAACCCGCGGAUAGCGUAUGGUGAGGUCAAAUCUACGACGUCUGUGCUACUGAAAAGAACGAAUGUUUAUCUCACGAACGACGAAAUUUACCAGGCGAUGAACGAGUGCGGACGGGUGGCCUACAUCCACCGAGUGGAUUCGAUGCGAUAUUGCACCAUAGUGCGCUUCAAGUUCUCCAUAGCCGUGUCGCAAGCGCUGAAAAUUAAACGCCUAGCAGAUGAAAACGUCUACGUGACGAAGUAUUCCGAACAGAGCUACCUAACGGACAUGUCCGCCAUCCCGGAGGCAGUGCCCAAGAGCAGUCUUCGGUUGCAAAAGGAGUCCAUGCUGCGGAAAAUGAUAGAAAAGGAAGACCUCGCCGAGCUGGCACGCCUUCGAACAGUGCCCAAUGCCAAGUACAUUUGUCCAAAUACGGAGUUCUACAGAAAUGAAGUUCAAAUCAUGAACCACCCGGCCGGAUCUGGAUUAAUUCAAUUACGGGAAUAUUUCAAGAAAUGUGGAAACGUGAUCAACUUCCGCGAAGUGGUGAAGGGCGGUUACAUCCGGGAGGGAUUCCUGAGCUUCGAUACCCGGCUGGAAGCGCGGCGGGCUUGUACCAUGAAUCAGAACUUUAUGAACGGCAAACGAUUGCUGAUUCACAUGGCAAAUGAGAGUCUCUUCUUAGAUCCGGAACUGUGCGUCAUGGUCAUGGGAUUGAAUGCCCUCGUUUUGGAUGAGGACAUAUACGAUCGAUUUAGCGAUAUUGGUAAUGUCAAGUUUGUGCACCGGCAUUCUCCUGGAAUAGCCUGUGUGUGCAUGGAACAGAAGCGCUGGUUAGAGCCUGCCCUGCGGGUGAUCUUGAUCAACAAGCACCAGGUCAUAGUCAGUCGAGUUAACAGCAUGAAUCUUGCUGGGUCGUCCGGUGGUCCCCACAUGCAACAGUUUAUGCAACAGCAAACCAACAGCAAACUAUCGUAUCAUCCUACCGUGGUGAUAAAGGAUGUUCCACGACCGAACUUGCGACCAAUUGAAUUGGGACGGCCGAAUGUACAAGGACCGCGACCAAUGGAUCAGGGAGGACCGCGACCGAUGGGCCCUGGGAUGGGACCGAUGGGAGGUCCAAAAGGGCCAAUGAUGGGUCCUGGCGGUCCCAUGAUGGGGCCUGGUGGUCCCAUGAUGGGUCCUGGUGGACCGAUGAUGGGUCCUGGCGGUCCCAUGAUGGGACCAGGAGGUCCAAUGAUGGGUCCCGGUGGUCCUAUGAUGGGACCAGGAGGUCCCAUGAUGGGACCUGGUGGUCCCAUGAUGGGUCCUGGUGGACCUAUGAUGGGUCCUGGUGGUCCCAUGAUGGGUCCUGGUGGACCUAUGAUGGGACCAGGAGGUCCAAUGAUGGGUCCCGGUGGUGCUAUGAUGGGUCCCGGUGGUCCCAUGAUGGGUCCCGGUGGCCCCAUGAUGGGUCCUGGUGGACCGAUUAACCAAAACCCUCCCAUCGUCACUCCAGCAAUGCGACGUCUAAUGCAAAUGAUCGAGUCGCAAAUGAUCAACAUUCAAACGUUUAGCUCACUACCAAUGAUUGAGCAGUUCCGCCUCGUCCAUGGAGUUGUUAACCAAUUCAUUCAAGUACCACAAUUUGUCGAUAUGAAACCGGACGAUAAAAUCAGAUUCCUUAUCAGUGGACAGCAUGGUUUUGCAUAUGCCAAUACCUUCACGCUCUUCACCUAUCCUCAACAACUGCAACUGUUGGCUCUGAUUCAGCAGGAUUAUUGGAACACUAUCAACAGCACUCCAGUUCCGACAAUCAUGCAGGGAUCUGCACCCGAUCAAAUAAUGCAAUCGGAUCCUGUAGCCGUCAAUCCAGACCCUCCUUCCCUACAAGAAGAAGAGAUACCAGAUCCGAUGGAUGGAGAAGACAUAGUGGCUCCAUGGCAAAUUAAGUCCUCAAACCCACCGCCCCCAACAAAGACCACCCCUGAUAGAUCUAUUUACAACACAAUCCCAUUGUCCGCACAAGAUCGCUUCGAAAAGGCAGAAAAAUUACGCCUGGAGGUUGAGCUUAAUGACUCGAAAAACAGCGACAAAGUGUUGACUGUCAGUUCCGAUUCUGAUUCUGACUGUAUUCCUCCGGCUCCAGAACCUCCCCAGUUCAGCUCCAAGAAAUCUUGCUCGAUAUCCCCUUUGACUUUGCCACCUCGAUUGAGCAGGAUUCGAAGCUUGUCACCCGUCGAUCACUAUCGGCGAUCCCGGUCUCGAUCGAUUUCCCGUAGGCGCUUGUCCCGCUCACCGGACAGUAGAUCACCGCGGAAACGCAACAGCUUGAGUCCAUUCUCAAAAGCGCUGCUUUCAAGUCCUUUGCUACGAUACGAUCAGUCCGCUUCGAAUUCCCCUGAACGAUACAGACAAAAUCCAAGCCCGCCACUGCGCACCGCCUACCGCCCUGAUACAUCGUCUCGCGACAAAGAAAGACAACGAUCUCGGUCGAGAUCGCCAAUCCCAUCGUAUCGAUCUAGAUCACGAUCACCAUAUAGACCACGGUAUACAUCCCCGAGCAGGAGUACUCGCCACCGUCGCCAUCACCAACGGUCACGAUCGCGAUCACGAUCAAGGUCUGUUGGACGGCGAUCGGUUCGCAAAAGUCGAUCAAAAAGCGAAUCACCGCUGUCGCUAAGUCCACCACGGAAAAGUCCAUCACCAAAGAUGUGGGAUGAUCCUACGCUUGCGAAGCAGCCUCCAAGAUAUACAUUUAACUUAGAUACAAUCAGCGGAUCUACCAACAGCCUAUUUGUCGGAAACCUACCGUUGGAUACUACGGAGGAGCAAAUGUUGGAAAUUUUCGGGAAAUACGGACAGAUUGUGUCGUUCAAGUUUGCUACUCAGAACAUCGGAACGAAGCGUGCCUACCUGCGAUUCGAUACGUAUGAUCAGGCACUGAAGGCACUCGACAUGCAUCUGAAGCAGUAUCGCGGCCAUCUGGUGCGGGUGGCUUUCAUGAACAAGCGCCAAAAGGAGCGGCCAGGAUACUCCAUAAUUGUACAAGUAGCGAGAAAGCACUAUGACGAAAUUGUCAUCUACAACACGUUCAAGCUAUGCGGUGACAUUUCGUACUUCUGGACGCGUUUCAGCAAUACUACUGCUGGUAAGAUAGCGAGAGUCUACGGUGUGAUCGAUUUCAAACACCGGGAUGCAGUGCGGGCAGCCCGCGAAACGUACAAACUUGUGAAUGGGAAAAGGUGCACAGUCGCUGCAAUUAUGUAGUAACGAGCUACCCUCUUCACCGUUCCGGGGGUAUCUUGGGAUAAGAUCUCAAUGACUCACGCGACGGACCUUGGGCAACCUUGGGUUUCGGAAUGGAUUUCCGAGCGUCGAGUGGUGAGUACCGUUUCCAUUUUAAUAGGUGAAUCCUAACCUUAUUUUAGCAUUUAGUAUGAGAAGAAGAUAGGCAAUAGGAAUGGAGCUUAGAUGUGAGGUUACGUUAAGCAAAACUCUGUUACACAGGACUAGGAGGACUUCAGAUGUGUACCACUAGGAUAAGGCUAAAAGUUAUCUAUGUUCUUGCAUUGAAAUGUAAAAUUUAGGAACAUUCAAAGGAAUGCUAUUGACUAAAUCCUUAAUGUGAUUAG